UUCCAUUCAUCAGCCUAGGACGUCCAAGGAGCGAAAACCUGCCCACUCCAUCCAUGUGACUCUCAUCUCCCUCUGGGGAGGGGGAUAGCAUAGGGCGGGUCUGGAAAGCUGGGAUACAUCAUUCUGGCCUCCGUACCCCUCCCUUCCUCAGUCCAUUGGGAGGCAGAAGACAGGAAAUGACUGCCAUGAAUGUGGUAUGAUUUUUUACUGAAACAGCAUUUUGUAGCCCAGGCCCCAUGCUGUCCACAGCUGUUUUUCUCUCUGAUACCAGCCAGGUGGCCCCGUCCUUUGUGUUCCCCUCCUCACCCCCUCACAUGACUUCAGCCUUUGGAUUCUCAGCUCCUGGCUGCUUUCCACAUUCCACUGCUCUUUCAGAACCCAGGCAUCCUGGCCUCCAGCUGAAACCGCUGCAUGUGGCUUCCCCCACCCCUGGCCCCGUGACUCAGGCCCUCUGAAGGGACCAGCCCUCUUCUUGGCACUCACUGGGGAGGGGGGCAGGGGAAGGGGGGCCAGGUGGUGACAUCACAGUUGAGGGGUAUAAAAGCUUUGAGCCAAGACAGAAUUGAAAUUGAAGACACUGAGAAAACCUGACUGCGCAGCCUGUGCUCCUGGGGACCUCUUAGGACCCCCGGCCUGCUACUCACUGCAUCAAGGCCUACCCGCUGACCCCAUGCCGGGAAAUCCCCGCCUUCUGUGGCUCCUGGCUGUCACCUUCUCCUUGGUUCCCAGAGCGCAGCCCUUGGCGGGAGACGCGGAAGAAGAGGAGCAAGAUGAGACACCUCUGCCGGCUGUCCCCUGCGACUACGACCGCUGCCGCCACCUGCAGGUGCCCUGCCAGGAGCUGCAGAGGGCCGGCCCGACGACGUGCCUGUGCCCUGGCCUCUCCAGCGCCACACAGCCGCCCGACCCGCCACGCCUGGGGGAAGUGCGCAUGGAGGCUGAGGCGGGCCGCGCCGUGGUGCACUGGUGCGCCCCCUUCUCCCCGGUCCACCAGUACUGGCUGCUGCUUUGGGAAGGCGCCGGGGCUCCGCAGAAGGGGCCUCCCCUCAACUCGACGGUCCGCCGAGCGGAGCUGAAGGGCCUGAAGCCCGGGGUCGCAUACGUCGUCUGCGUGGUGGCCGCCAACGCGGCCGGGGAGAGCAGCGUGCCCGGGGCCGAGGGCCUCGACGGCGCGGGCGGCCCCGCCUUCGGGCCCUGCGGCCGGCUGACUGUGCUGCCGAGGCCACUCACGCUGCUGCAUGGGGCCGUGGGCGUGGGCUCGGCGCUGGCCCUGCUCAGCUGCUCCGCCCUGGUCUGGCACUUCUGCCUGCGCGAGCGCUGGGGCUGCCCCCGCCGAGGCCGCCCAAGCGGCGCGGGACUCUGAGGCCGCCCGGGGGCCUCUCCGGCCAAGCUAAGCCCGGCGCCGCUCCGGGGGAGGUGGCGGCCCCCGACAGACGGCGGGAUGGAAGGCCGGGCGCUGGGCCCCCACUGAGUCGGUUCAGGCCCCAGACUUUCCACUCUGCCCCGAGCUUAGGUUUAGGAGUAGAGAAGGUCAGCAAAUUUUUUCUUAAGGGACCAGAAUAAUUUAGGCUUUGUGGUUCCAGGGGAUAAAAUCGAAGAUAUCAUGUAGUUCUUACACAACCAUGUAACCAUUUAAAAAUGUAAACAUCAUUCUUAGCUCUUGGGCCUUACAAGUCAGGCCCUGGCCAGAUUCGGCCCGUUGGCUACGGUUAGUCUACUUCUGUCGUACAGCCUCAAAAGGGCCCUGCCACUAUGGGUGGCUUCCGUGGGGUUUUGAGAAUAAGCUGCUGCGGUAUGGGAGUUUGGGGCUAGAGACCACUCCUUCUCCUUCUGCCUUUUUGUUUAGAUAGUGAGGAUGCGCACUGAGUUAGAAUCUACCUGUGUCUGAGGCGGGUGGAAAUAAAUGACUGACAUGGGGUGGAGAAGAGAAGGACUGCCCAAGCUGCUGUCUGAGACAAGCUUGCGGUUUUGCUAGUAAAAUUAUAAUAAUAAUAAUACAAUAAUAGCAAAGGAUUCCCCCUCCCGCAUUUGUGUUUAUUGUAUAUUCACUGUAACAACAUUAAAGGAGAUGUAAAAGGAAAA
This is a messenger RNA of Orcinus orca (killer whale), 2082 nucleotides long. RefSeq names its product LRRN4 C-terminal like (gene LRRN4CL). The record is from RefSeq and is a predicted model, not a curated record. The transcript is spliced from 2 exons. Bases 671 to 1363 code for a protein of 230 amino acids. NCBI's taxonomy places the organism in Eukaryota, Metazoa, Chordata, Mammalia, Artiodactyla, Delphinidae. Gene Ontology annotation, molecular function: protein binding.